Molecule: messenger RNA, 15604 nt
Organism: Porites lobata
Lineage: Eukaryota; Metazoa; Cnidaria; Anthozoa; Scleractinia; Poritidae
Source: the annotation of a GenBank genome assembly
AAAACCAAAAUGGCGUCGGCAAACUUGGAGGAAGAUGACAGGGAUGAACUCAACUUCGGAAAGCUUUUCGUGCGAACGUUUAGCUCAAGUUCCCCACCAGACAAUAAGCGAGAAGCUCAGUGGAAGAUCGAAAGAUUGAACCUCUUAAACAUAGCUAACCUUUGCAUUAAGAAUGUCAUCGAUUCUGCGUUAAAACUUGGACGUGCAAUAAGCGAUGAAUAUUUCGAACCCUUUCAACAGUUUUUCGUUGUUUUGGAGAGCAUUUUGCGGCACGGGCUGAAAAGUAAGUAACUUCUUCCUAUUUCAAGAUAACUAGCUCAGUUAGAGUUGUGUUGAUGCUUUCGCUUUUGGGCCAGGUCUUUGUUUUACAGGAAGUGGAAAUGAAAACAAAGAGAUUGAUCAUUUUGUUACGUUGUCACAUGACAAAUAUAAGCUUAAUAAAUAAAAAUAUAUAUAUUUUUUAGAAUGAAGCUUCAUGUUCCAAGUGGUCAGUCAUUGCAAUCUCCUUAUUCGCUCUUCGAAGUUAAAUUUACGUUUUCGUUUCUCUGAGGUUUUUUGAGGAAAAAUACAAACAAAAACAAAAAGAUUAAUUUCAAGAAUUUUUCUUGUUUCUAUUCUUUCCUCAUUUUUUGUUAAUUUUUCUAAUGCUGUGUUUACACUCAAGCGCUUACCAAGGUAAACAUUAACUGACUAAACCCUGGUACAUUUGUACAGUGUUUAUACGGGCUCAAAUAACUAAGGUAAAAUUAAUCUGUCAUCAAUCACAGUCUAAUCGAAUUGGCGGCAAAUUCUAAAUCCACGCAUAAAAUGCUCGCAUUUAAAAGGGAAUCUGUGGCUCUUGUAGUCCUCGCGUUUUAUUUUCUUGUUCUUGAUCAGCAAACCCAGGAAUCGUGAUUGCAGCAGCUCUUACUUUUGUAGCACCUAAAGAGGUCAAGGCGAAAGCGAUUAAUUCUGCUACAAGUUGCCCUUCGCAAGACAAGGCGCGUUAGACGUGUGUGGUCGUGGCUGAGAAACCAAUUCUGGUUCGAAACUCUAUUAAACGGAAAUUUUGUUAAAGAUUGGUGGAAGGAGAACUUUGUAGUCCUGGUUGUUUUUGCAUAGGAAAAUGGCGACAAAGUGGAAUAUGCAUCUUUCCUGGCGAAACAACGCGAGGAUCAACAAUCACCGCAAGAAAGAAACAUUUAUUAUGCACAAAUUACCUAUACAAUGGUGUUAACUUUACCUUUCGGGUUGGUCGCAUUCGUAAUGAUUUGUGUCUUUUUUUUUUUUUGCCAUAACUUCUUCGUAGACCGAAACCAAACGUGGAAACCUGGUCGAAAACCUGGUCUCGAAAACGUGAUCGAAUGAGACUGAUGCAAUCCCGACACCACAGGAUGUGAAAUUCUGUGCGACCGCAAGUGGAUGUAUCUGUCAUCCAAACCUUGGUUACCGACCUUAACCAUGCCUGCUCGCAGGGUAAACCGAACUUUUACCUUAGUCAACUUUCUAUUGUCUUGAACGGUGUUUACCAGGGUAUCAGUUGGCGUUUACACACGCAAAAUAUUUACCUAGGUAAGUUAACUUCAACACCUCGGUAGCACGGUCAAGUCUAAACACAGCAUAACCCUCAAAUAACAUCAGACAAUAAUAAGUUAAUAAGUCUUACGAAGAAGUUUGGAAAUUUGCAAAAAAAAAUUGUGGUAAACUAUAAGUAAACACGCCUUCCAUAAAAUAAAUAAUCUCUCAUAAAUUUAUUUAAAUUCCUCUUGUCUUACAUGAAGUGAAACGCAACAUUCUUGGCCACAGAAAAGAUUAUUGGGGCCCAUUAGAAGCUUUGGAACAGGCAGCUCCUGAGUCAUCAGAAAUUGUUAAGAGUGUUCAGAACCUUCCAAAUAUCAGGUUAGUUUGAAAGCUGUAAAGGUACAGUUGAAUGGUGUAUAGACCUUGUCACGGUUUUGGAAGCCAUCUUGAUGAGUAGGCAAACGCGUGAGAAAUUACAGUGUUUGUAUGAGAAUCUAAUGUCAAAUCAUUUCCCUAAAAUGGCUGUUCUGAAAAAAAUAUGAAUUGUAGGCUAAUGCUAUAAAUUAAAAAAAGCAAAGGAUUAAUGUACUAAAAGAUUUUGGGGGCACACCUGUGCUUAAAUUUCUCCAGAGGCUUGCUUUAGAUUUUCCAAAUAUUUGUUUGUAAUUUUUCUGAGGACUUUCUUACAGACAAAUGUAUAGAAAAUUUCAAAAAUUGGUUCUAGGUCUUCUAGUGCAUAUAACCCCUCAAUUUUUUUUAGUAGAAAUCCUCAGGAGUAGCCUCCCCGCAGACGUCCUUUGGGGUUCGUUUGUCACACAUUCAUUUCUCCCCCACGGACGUUCCGUAGGGGAGAAAUGAAUGCGUGACAAAUGAACCCCAAAGGACGUCUGCAGGGAGGCUACCUUAGGAGUGAAGAUUAAUUUUAGUUUACAAUUCAUAUCUUUUUCAGAACAGCCAUUUUAUGGAAAUUAUUCGACAUUAGAUUCUCAUACGAACACUGUAGCUUCUCACGCGGUUGCCUAUGUUUCAGGGUGCCUUUAAAACCGUGACAAGGUUUAUUAUGCACCAAUCAAUUCAAAACUUCAACAUCCCCCUACGGCAAACCCUGGACCAUCACCUGUACUCCUGGGAGUGGGGAAUCUGACCUUAGCUUGGGUAGGGUGGGGAAUUUGGACUGCUUGUGUCAAGUUUAGCUCCUUUUAACGAUCAGGUGUCUGACCAAGGUUUUAGCCAGAAGGGUGUCCAGCCGUCCUAUGGACGCCCAUUUUUGGAAGAAACACAAGGAAAAUUCACCUAAUCUCUCAUACGUUUACGGGAAAACGUGAAUUCUGGACGGCCAGUUUUCAAUGUCUGGCUAAAAGCCUGUGUCUGACAACAUGGUUUCAUAGAGCAAUCUUUCUCAUGUAGUAGGAUGAAGAAGUUUAAAGUUACAGACUCAUCUUUUGUGAAGGAAUAGCUUGUCCGUCGUGAGGACAUCGAAAGCAAUGCUUGAUGAAUGAAUUUUUGUUACCAUCCAUAGGUAUGAGCCUCCUAAUUCACUCUCAUUUUGAUACAAAGUUAGGGGUAUAGAAUAGUUCCUGGAAAAAGGUGGGUCUCAAAAAAGUUUUUCCCAAUCUCAGAAGCAUUUUUGGUGGGUCUCGAAGUCUUUGUUUUGGGGUUUUUCUUCAUCUCGGAGUCUCAGAUGUUCUGAGAUCUCCAUAAUUCUCAGAUGAUAUGAAAGCUGAAUUCAAUAAUUGUUUUAUUAUUCAUUUAAAAUAAUUCCUAGUUUAAAACCAAGCUAAGACACACUUACCUCCAUCUAUAUUAAGUUCAUCUUCGAUAGUGCAUGCUAAUUGGCAAGUUUAGGAGAAAAAGGGUUGUUCACCCAGAGGAGGAAGCAUCUAAAUUAGUACUCUGGCAGCCAAUAAGUGGACUCAUGAACGUGGGAAGACCAGCUGUUACUUAUACAGAUACAUGUAACCUGAAAAGCGAUACCUGCUUAGAAAGUGUGAAUUUAGAGCUGAGAACAGCUAUGUUGGGAGACCUUGCUGGAAGAGGCGUGCUUAAUAGAGGCGUGCUCUUGCUUUGCCAUAGUAGCAGUAGUAAUAGUAGUAGGGUUGUUCAGCUCCUUAAAUAUUCUCCAAAUAGUAGAUGUCGUCUGUCGAGUUGACUUCUUGCUGUUUCUGCCGUGUUUUUCGUGAACACGAGUGAAAUUUUCUGUCAUUUUUUACUCACUACCAAAACAACUCAACCUCAUCCCCAGGUCUUCUCAGUUACAAAAUUGUUCCAAAUUUGGUGGAUAAUAGCUGGUUAUGAUGAAUGAUGCAAGGCAUUUUAGCCACAAUCAGAAACGGAGAAAUAUUUUGAAUGACUAUUAAGUAAUGUGCCUUUUGUUUUCACUCUGUUACAUGUACAGUGUGUACUUGUGUCAACUUUCCAGAUACGGGGCAAAAUUAAUCCCCAGCAGGGGAGUAUGGCCUAUAUUGGAAGGCUCUGCCUGAGAGGGGUAGGGUUGGGGUUUCAGUCUGUCUGUUAGAUAUUUGAAAGGGCCUUGUAUGGCUGUGUUAUUUUCAAUCCAAUAAACAGUACAUGAAAAAUGACAAGGAGACUUCCCGUUUUGGAGUUUUCUAAGGGUUUAGAAAAGGGGUACAGUGUUUUUAUGGAGGUAAAUUAAAAGGUUACCAUUUUUCAGUGGAAGGUGUGUGAAAGGGGUACCUUUGCUAAAAAGUAAGGGGUUGGACCGCAAGGCUGCAUAAAACUUUACCAAGUGCCUCUGACCCCCAUCUUGAAUUAAUUAAUUUUCUCAGUCUUAUGUAACAUUGUAAUGUUCUUAACAACAACAGCAUCAACUAUUAUUUAAACAUGGUAAUAGUUUAUUAAGCUACCCACUUGUGGGGUUACAUGUAUAUGUAUACAAAGCAAUUUAAGAAAAUGCCUCUUCAUAAGAGUAAUAAUUUCUAAUAAAUUAUUUUACAAAUUUUCCCAAAAUCCAGACUUUGCAUUUUUUCCUUCAGAACCAAUCAUGGCAAAGGAAGAGCAUGGGUUAGAUUGGCAAUUAUGCAAAAGAAGCUUGCUGAGUACAUCAUGAUCUUGGUUGAGAGUAAAGAUCUGCUUCGGUAAGUUAAUUGACAUCAGAGCUAUAUGCCUUUCUCAAAGGUACAAGACUUCUUUUGAGGGUUUCCUUGCUUUUAGGUACAGUUGACUAACAGCUUUAUUGACAUUAAUGUGUAACCAUGCCCAAGAGAUAAUCAAUAAAUAAUCAGUUUAAAUAUUCAAAAAAAAGUAUUAAUUAAAAGUUGUACUUAUAAUAUACAAAUUUCUGAUAAUUAUAUUGCUCAAGCUGUUGUAAAUAUUAAAUCAGGCAACAGACAGGGAAAAAGUUUUUACUUAUCAACCUGUCUGCAACACACCCUUUCUUUUGCUUGCUCCAUUUUGGCAUAAAUUUAAUUGAGAGUCUUGGCUCACAAAAAUCUCCAUCUUUUUUUUCUACAAUGUAUAUCUCCCAUAAUCCUUUUUGUCUUCAUUGGCCUUCCGCAGGGUGUGCAAUUAAUCCCCCAAGGUGACCCUCUCAUUAUAAAUUAAAUUUAUCAUUAAAUUUACUUUUUCAUCUGUUAUAAGAUGACACAGUGUUGCAACAAAUUAGUGCUUCCCUUUCUUUUCAGGUUACAGUUAAUCAUAAUCAGCAUUACAUAUGUUUUUAAUGUUUAGAGAAUGGUAUGAACCUCAUGCUGUAUUAAUGCAAGAAGAAGGAACAGUAAUCUCUGGUUUGCUUGUUGGAAUAAACAUAAUUGACUGCAAUUUUGAUCUUAAAGGAGAUAGUCUUGAUGCUUGGGUAAGAAUAUCUCAUAUGAAUAAAGAUUUCAACCUACUUCAAUUGUUAAUUUCCUUCAUCUUCUCACCCUAAUUACCAUUUACUAGCAGUAGCCAUUGUCUAGGAAGUCGGGGCAAACAUGUGGGUUUACCUUGGAGAUGUGAGUCAGGGGCAUUCCUGGGCAUUUUCCUGAGAUUUAAGCCCGACCAGAAUAAUGCUGAUAUAUGCUUAUUAAUUUACACUGGUACAAGAGCCAGGUUUUACAGGGUGUUAGGUAACUUUAGUUGGACCUUUAAGUUACAAUCACUUUACAUAAAUGUUACAUUUCCCUACUUCUAUACAAUAUCAUGAUGAACACAAAGACAAGGCUGUGUUAGCAUGGCAUAAAUGUAAUGCUGAGGCCUGGCACACAACUCCCAGACCGCCUUGUCCGAUCUGUGUCGAUGCUCUUGUCCCUGUACACAAGUACAGAAGAGCAAGCCCAGAGGACCUCUCUGCUCGUGUAUAAUGCGUAAGUACAUCUUGACCGUUCACAUACAACAGUGAAGGAUCGUUCUGGAGUUGCUGUCGACACUGGCAUCAUCAAAAUAAUUUAAAUCAGAAAUAAUUGAAAAUAGUUUUUAUGAUAUGUGCUAUACUGUUUUAUUUUAAAGAUGAUGUUAUGAUUUUUUCUUUUUUUAAGGUAUUUAUUUUUGCAUUGCAGUCAUCAGUUCUAGAUCUAAGUCUGUAUCUCAAGGAUGGAAAUUAUUUGGAAAAACCACCAGAAAAUAAAAAGUAAGUGAAAAUUCGGUUUUAAAGAGUUGCCUUCUCACUUUAUGAGUUUUUCACAGCUGAUUUGUGAGUGGUGGUACACGUAUUUAACUAAUCACCAAAACUGUAGUUGAUGUCUGACCAUGGUGGAUCGUGAACACAACUGUUCACAAACAUUUUGAGUGUUGUGAGUACACUACAUGUAUGUGUAUAAACCCAAAAGUCUGACUCUAGAUAGUGAUUAAUGCUACCUGUUUUGGGGCUCAAUGUCUUUUUGUUUUUGUUUGUUUGUUCAUUUGUUUUUGUCAAACUUAAGCCUGUUAAGCUACAUGUAUCACUUCUUAUUUCAAACUCAUUGACCAACCAGAAACGUAUUCACAAAAAUUGAACAAGAAAUUGUCCGUGUUAAUUAUUUGUAGGUUCAUUCAUUAAAAGGAUUUGUUUUGUUAGUGAGUCUUGACUGUGAAAGUAGAGAGUUAUCUGUUACGGCAACUUUGUGAGGAAUUUCAUCUUUGAGACUGCAAAAUUAGCAUCAAUCUAAUAAAAGAUAGUGCCGUAAAUCGUGCUUUGUCCUUGAACAUUAUUAUUAUGAUUUUUUUGUACAAAAGGAAUGAAGAACAAAGUGAUGGAAGUGAACUUAGUGUUCUCAUUGAUCAGAAAACUUAUCUAGAGGAAGUCAACAGGAACCUAAGGUAGGUGAUAGAACUUUCAUAAAUUUAUUUAUCCUUUCAUUCUGUUUACAAGUUCUAGUUGAAGUUAAUGUCCAGUCAAUGUUCAGUUCCACAGUGAAUACCUUGCAAGCAAAGUUGAAGAAUAUGAAAAUGACAAACGAUGAUUUAUCCACUCAGGUAAAAAUACGGUUAAGUAGUUAACUUUCAAAUUUUUAUACGUCAUGUACGUUGUUCAUACAUGCUUUGUAAAUAACACAGAAAAUAAUUAUAUUAAAAGUAUAUCAAUUUCGUGUGUGUUUGUUAGCUAACAUCCUGUACCGAGCAGAUUGUGCAGCUGAUGCAAGAAAGAGAUAUUCUGCAGGAUGCAAACAACCAAAUGAACGAAGUCAGUGCAAGAAAACUUCAAGUGAGUGCCCGUAGCCAGAGAAUACUGCUAGAUAGCCUGCAUAGCUAGCGGGCCUAGCAGCCAAAUGCUGUUUGUUUGUUGUUUGUUUUUUUUGUUGUUGUUGUUUUUACCAUAAAACUAUUCACUUUAUCAGUGCUUUUCUCCUUCUUUUCUUAAUUUUCAUCACACAUCUUGGCUGUAAAGUCGGCCCUUUGCGCCACCAAAGACACUACUAAAUUAAAAUAAAAUGCCUUGUUCUUCGCGCCCUGCCACCAAAGUGAGCCUUGAUGCACGUAUCACACGCGUGUUGUUCCAACUCGUUCCAGAUCCCUAUGUCGUUCUCGGCCUCUUUUUGAAUCGAGUAAUGGCGGCAAAACAAACCUGGGCCCAGUUGUUUGAACGCCGGUUAAGGAAAACUUGGAGUUAUGUUAAUCAGUACAACCUUCACUGAAAAACAAAAUAAAAUUUGAAUGACAUUGCAAUAAUCGGUUUUCUUUUUUUCUUUAACAGUGUUUGAUAUUUAAAUAUUUGUGAAAGUCUCUUAAAUGUCUAAUUCUCUUAUUCUGACUUUACAGCUUGCUCAAGCAGAUAUUGAUGUUGAAAGGGAGACAUAUCAGAAGUCAAGGUUAGGUCUUUAACCCCUCAUGUUCCCAGGCUUUUACUUAUCCCUACUUCAGAUGGCUGAGAGAGCCUGGGACAAGACUAGGUCAUCCUAGGUCAUUGGUAUAGCGUUGAAUUUUGUAGUUUUGUGUACUUGCCUCUAAACUUUUCCUCCAUCGAACUAUUCUUUUUCAAAACGUGUCAGUAGCAAAAGAGGAUAGUUAUGAAUAUUUUUAAAAGGUAGCAGUGCAUAAAGAGAAUAUACAUUGCAAGUUUUAGUCUUAGCUCAGUUGGUAGAGCUCCCAGAUCUGCAGAGCAAAAGGUUUUCGGCUUUGCUCGUUUUGUUUACGCGCAACUACGGAAAUAAAAUCAUUGCAGCGUCAAGCAGUUAUCUACAGUGUAACUCUAGCUGUUACAGGUUGUAUUAAGUGUUCUAUACAACGGAUUUUUAUCUUUGCAGGGAAGGUUUAAAUGAUAUGUACAAUGUUAUAAGAAAACAGCUGGAUACGGAAAUACAGCUUCGGAAGGUAAAGUACAACUAUAUGUGGCACAUGAAAAAUAGGAAGCAUAGGAAUCGGUACGGAAUUGACAAUGUCAAAAAAAAGCUUUAGUGUGCGAGACAAAAACGCUGCUCUUGAAUCACAUUUUGGUACAUGGCUUUGCGUACUCUGUACAACUACAACGUUUAAUAGGACAAUUGCACGAUGACGUCAUUUUACUACAACUACCAGAAUCCUUGAGUUUGUUGUUUUCUUGUGCAAAUUAAGGCUAUUGUUCUUUCAUCCUCAGCGGGAUUGACAAAUUUAAAUAACAAAGUAAAACCAAAAUGAAUUCUGGUAGUUGUAGUCAAAUAUCGUCAUCGUGCAAUUGUCCUAAUUUUCCUAAUGAUACGCCUCCCACCCCCUCCAACCCCUCCCCCGACGUCUUAAAGAGAAUGUGAUACGUGAUCAUACAAGGACGACAGCGAGCUUACCUUUUGGUUUAUAUGUACGGAGCUUACGAAGCCUUGAAGACGACCCCAAUGAAAAACUCAGUCCACUUCUAAAGUGAAGUUGUCUUUCAAACUUCAUUGCUUUAGUUGUUACUAAUCUGUCGCUACUGUUUCUUCCGACGUUUAGGAAACAGAAAAAGAGCUGGAAUUAGCAAGGAGCAUGAAAGAAGAAAGUGAAGUAAGUUUUUGUUACCUCCUAAGCUGAAGUGAUCCGUGUAUCGAUCCCCAGUUAGGCUUGAGGAGCUGUUGUUAGACAAACAUUCCUGUAGGGCACUUAGCAUGGAAAAGGAGUACGUUUUCCGGUGGUAUAGUGGGGCUCUGUAGUAUUGUUUAUUCACGAUUAGCCGAGAAGUAACUAUAGUUCAUGUAUACAUGUAAUAUAGUGGAGGCACUUAUUGUAGUUCAGUGAGACACCAUUACCCCUUACACAGUACCUCCUCCUGAAGUUUCCACAUGAAAACGACUUUGAUACGAAUUUCCCCGUUAACACGGAUUCACUUCCGUUUUCAGUUUUUUUUGGUGAGUGCAUGGAUAUUUAUCUUUCUCGUCAGGUCGCCAUGCGACUUCUGGAGAAAGAUAUACACGACAAGCAAGAUACUUUGAUUUCUCUACGAAGACAAUUGGAGGAUGUCAAGAAGCUCAAUCUUGAACUUCACAACAAGCUACAGGUACUUCAGUCUGCUACAUAGUUACUAUUGGGGCAACUUUAAAGAGGGCUAUGUCAUGAAGAUUGCUGUUUUAGGUCAAUUCUGUGCUAAAGUCAUUGUCAGUUGAGGUGACUUUAAAAAAUGUUUUGCUAAGGUGUCUGUAAACACUAGAGGUUCAUUAUCCAGGUUGAGUUUUUUUUAGAGAAAUAUUAGAGAAAUACGUCAUUGAGAAUGUUGAAAAUACCAAUUCCGAGCCUCUAGACCGUCCCCCCCUCCUAACAAACUCGCAUCUCCGGCGCGGGUUUUCAAGCGCAACCCCUCCCUACUCCCUCCAGGUUGAAAUUGCGCUGCGCCGUCCCUGAUUCAGUGCUUUCACAAAGUCCUCCUUGAGAGUUAUGAAAAAGACGUCCAACAGUUUUCAACAGGGAUCACUAAUCAUAAUAAUCAUGAUGGGUGAUUUUUGCAGACAUAGCAUUAAAACGUGAAAAAGCUUGCCCAUUGUGUAGCACUGGCCUGAAAUUGGCAUUGUCACCUUAUCUUAAACAUGCUCUUUCCAUUAAAGAAAAUUAUUCAGUUCUAGCCUUAAUUUUUGUUUUAAUCGGUCACGUGAAAAGUCAAUGCAUAUGUCUUUUUGUGUAUAAUACUCUUAAAAUUUGGCAUCACGCGAAUUAGUUUAAAUUAGACUGUUUAGAGUCUCCUACUUUACCGUAUGAUUGUCGAGAUAGAGCGCUUACCGUUACAGGAGGGCAUCUUGCUUUCACAUGGACUUAGGGAGUGGGCGGAGGGUCUCUUCUAUGGAAAAGACGGUGUAGCUCGUUUUUCCUCAUCCAAAGUCAAACCAGUACUGUGAGUCAAAUUUAAUGGUCGUAGUAAACGUUGCUCGUCUUGCAAACGUAACUUUCAUGUGAAUGGUUUUCCUAGAAUUUUACCUGCAGUCCAAACUUAAAACUGCUUGAAAUGUCUCCAUAAGUGCCUGGAAUUGAUAGUGUCAUUUUGUUAUCGUUAUGUUAGGUGAGCGAAUCUUCAAGCAAAAACCACAUGAGCAAAUGGACAGAACUUGAAGAGAAAUGUGCCAAGAUGACCAGUCGUACCAAGGAAGUAGAGAAAAGGUGCGUACGCAGACAAUGACAAAAAAAAACCAAGUCCCAAGUUGAAAAUUUGCUGUUGGUGGGAACUGCUUAAAAGUGGUAAUAACAGAAAGAGGGUGAAUAUUAUAGCUAAUAACUGCGUUCCUAAACUGAAAGUGAUUACAUAUAGAGGGCCGAAAGCGCGGGAAAGUAGGUGCUAGCGAGUCACGAUUAGUUUGGUGUUUGGUUCUACUUUUGAUAUUUGAAAUGACGCGAUAUUAUUAUUUUUUUCGAUAUUAUUAUUUUUUUGGAGCCACUCUCACAUCAUAGUAAUGCAAUACCAAAGCAAUCACAAAUAUUGUGAAACUCAGAGGUCAAUAAAGGUGUAAGUACAACUGAGUACAACUGAGUCAAAGUAAAUAACAAUUGUCCACCGUAGAAUCAUUCAAAAGCCUAACAAGAUCUGCCAUGGUGGACAGUUUAUUUAAGUUACUUACUUAACUUAAAUCUUUUUGUUUCACUCUCGAAGCUAACCCCUCUAUUCAGCUAUAACUCCGAAGUAGUUGCACGCAUUCUAAUAGUACUGAUGUGUUAAUUUUAGUCUGAGUGAAGCCUUAGCAAAGAAGACCGCGGCAGAAAACAUGGUCGAUCAGUUGAAUAAUAAAGUGGUGGACAGUGAGAGUGAAAGGUAAACCAAAGAAUCAAAGUAAAAUCAGUGAGAGCGGAGUCAAUCAAUCACCCCUGUAGUCUCCCAUACAGCCGUUUUUGUCUCAUCACGCAAAGCUCCUCCCCGCCAAAUAAGGAGCGUUGGAGGCAAUCACCCCUAAGGCAUAGCCAACUGACUGCUUGAAAAUUGAAGUUUGGAAGAUUCAGAGGCUGUUGCUGUGGCGUCACGCGGCCGAGAAAGACUCAGCUGUCUCACGCACGUAGAAAAAAGUGGCCAAGCUUUUGGGUGUUUGCUAUCUGAACAGUCCUUCUAUUGAAAUUAGUUCUAAUUUCAGUGUGUCAUCUUACAAGCCUCGAUGAGACACAGUUCUUUUAGUUUUCCGGUCACCAUGUUAAUGUCCCUUAGAAGGAAACCAUCAUGAUGUCCCCAUACAAAGCUUUCAAAAUGAGGGUGAAAUUUCUCGGGGACAAACAACUGCAGAUUUAGUACGCCUAAUGAGGUUUCUCUUAACAUGGUUAAAGUUUGAUAGGGCAGGAACAAUAUGUUAAUGAAGACUUUUGUUUUCUGUAUCUUUGUUCUUACUUUACCAGAACUGCUUUAGACACUAACCUUAAAAUAGAACGCGAUUGGCGGACGAGUUUACAAGAAGAAUCGAUAAAAGACAAAGAAAAAGUAGCUGCCAUGCAGGUGGAAUUAAAGCAACUGGAAACACUCAAAAAGGUGACAGUUUGUGUUAUAUUGUAACGCACUCCUUUUUAUAGUUUGAUUUUUCCUUUUAAUGAUGCUUAGAGGUGUCACUUCAAGGGUUCCUCUGACCGUAUGUUGAAUUUAAUACAGUUUGAAAAGUGCUUUUCCUUUAAAAAGUCGGAAGAAAAUAUGACCUCACUGUGGCGACACUCUGGUUCUCACGCUAUAGGUUCCGAGUUCGAUUCCUCAAAAUGUUAUUUUUUUUUUCCCCUUAUUUAUUUGUUUAUUUAUUUCAUUUAUUUCUGUUUUUUUCUCAUUUUUACUGUUAUAAUGAUUAUGGCAACUGUUUUGUUAAUCAAGACGUAAUCGUCCCGCGAUUUAGCUUGUGUUUAUUCUAAACCACUAUUAUUGUAGCCUGAGUGACCGCUCUAAGAGCGUCUUCAACUAUUGAUUCUUCUUUUAAUAGGAAUACCAGGUUUUGCACGAAAAAUAUGUGGGAUUGAAAAAAUCCUAUUCGGAGCAAGAAAUGGUGGGUAUUAAAAAUGUGCUGCCGUUGUUUUGUGUCAACAACUGUGUAUCACAGGGCCUGGAUCUGGUCAUUUCAACUGAGCAUGCGCCAAACCUCAAACAACUGACAUAGCUUAUCGCAGACUAUUCAGGGAUCACGGCAACGUUGUCUAUGGCCAAAUUCAGAUUGAGAAUUAUAAACUUGUAUUUUUUGGUGAUUUAUUGGUCUAUAAAAUAAAUAGUUUCUACACGUUUUGAGGCUCUCAGUUAGUGGGGACCAGCGAAAAUAAAAUAGAGAAGCAAACUAAAUAGAUAAGGAGGAGAUGAGUAAGUGGGCCUCUGAAACGAAGUAGAAUGCUCAAAGAAAUGCAUGCGCUCCGAUUUGUUAAAGGAAUGUCUUGAUAUUAAGUUGUUUGAAGUUGAAAAGAUGGAAACGAGUUGUUUUGGGGUUGUAGGGGUACAUGGUAAAACAUUUGUUUAACACAUUUGAAGAGUACUAUUCACUGGACAAAGACAGCUCUCAAUAAAAGUGUGGCUGUUUGAUAGAUUAUUUUUUUCUUUUUUUCAGGCCCUUGUAGAGAUGGGUUCUCAUCUAUCCAAGUAAGUUUCAAGUUGUAAUCUCAACAACGGUAACAGUCAGAACAGAACAGAACAGAACAGUCAGUAUUGCAGUGAAAGGAAAUAACUUUCUAUUAAUCUAAGGGCCAACAAAUGCAGACAACAUUUUUUAUAAGAUCGAUAGGCGUUAUACGCCAGUUAUACCAGCAACAACCUAAAUUAUGAUAUAAGACAAAGUAUUGUUGCCAAGAUAAAACAAUGAAGGCAAAAUUUAUCAACUUGUAGCGGACAAAUCCAAUGAAGUUAGGCCAAGACAAACGGGGCAAUAACGCACUUAACAGUGCUUGAAAUGACUGGAGUUUAAUGUGUCGGGUGCCCAUCCUUGAAAUUAUCAACAACAACGUUCCGUGCAAUAUUAGAGCAACCUUAACUCAGGCAACAUAAGUUUCAUCAUGUUAACCAACUUUAACACUGCUUGCAAUGUAAGGAUUCAAAAUUUCAUUCUUCAGCCAGUCAAAAGUCUAAUUCAUAUGUAACGUUGCCCAACAAAUGAUGGGCAUUAAUUUGCAAUGUGUAGGCGCUAGGAGCGUAACAUGUUGCGAGCAAAAUUUUAAGCAAUGUUGCACCGUUUCUCCGUGCCGUCUGUUCGUCACGUAUAAUUUGCCACCUUGCCAGUGCAACAACUUUAAUGGUGCUACUUUUCUCUUUGUAAAAUGGAGGUUCGUCUAGCGAGUAGAUGGUAAUAAGGGUAUCGAGAAAUGAAUCUCAAGUAGCAUUGUAACAUGGUGCUCGAUAAAAAGGAGGAAAUUGUUGUCCGAAUAACUUCAGAGAAGAGUUAGAUAGCUGGAAGUGUAGAUUUUGUUAAUGUUCAUUUCUGUUCUUGUCAGUUCACAACAAAAAGUUGAAGAAAUGAAAGAAGUCACACAGUCUAUGAAGGUACUCUUGCUAGAUAUGGCAUAAAUGAUCAAACUUUUUUUUUUUCAGUUGUUGUUUAUUUCAGUAGUUUGUUUUGGUUGUUGUUGUUUUGAAACAUUAAAUAGCAUUCCAGUUUCAAAUUUCUGCUUGGUUCAGUUUUUGACACAUUUCCUGCAUCCUGCCAAUAACGUCAAUGUCGAAAGCAUUCUCUUCAAUUGUCAUUGUUAUUGUUCAUUAUUUAUUCUUUUAUUUGUUUUUGCUUGUAUCAUCUUUUAUAAUCUUUCUUAGGAUAUGAAGUGGGCCGAAGACAGGGAUGCUUUGCACUGUCAACAAUGUAAUCAACCGUUUUCUUUAGCCAGAAGAAAGGUACGUGUCACUGAAUUUCAAAAUAUUCUUAAAUCCUUGUCAUGAGAAUUUGUAACCAGGCUGCGAUCGUUUCUUAGUUUCUCGAAUUUGUAAUGCGCUUUGUCAUACCAAUUUCUGCAUAGUGUACUCGAUCUUAUAAGAAAGUGUUAACAACCAAUCAAAGCGCAAGUAAUAAAUGUGCUACACGAAGGCAAUAAGGUUCACUUUUUUGUAAAGAUACAGCUGACGGUGUAAACAAGAGAUAGGAUAUAAGGAAUGAGAAAAUCUUCCUUUCUUCGUCAUGAUCUUUCUCAUCUCGAUUUCUUGUUCCCGCUUCGUAGAAUCCACAAGAGAUAAUUUUGAGGGGGAAAAAACCGACUGCAAACAGCUUAUGAGGCUUUAGUUUCUCAAAAAUCCCAGCCACCAGUUGUUCAAACGUUGGAUAGCGCUAUCUACCACUAUCCAGUGGAAAAAUAUCAGCUGUUUAUUUGCCCCUGUUCCAUAGAAAGAGUAUAUUGCUGUUGCUGCUUCAGUUUUUUGUCAGUAAAAAAAAUGUUUUCGCACGAGGUGAGUGACCUAGCAGGUAGGCUGCGUAUCAGGCAAAUACGAAAUGAAGGGCGAUUACAAGAAUAGGCCGCGAGGGAGUAGGAAGCGCGCGUGGAUAGUGGAAGGUACCUCCCUCUCCUCGCAUUCGCGUUCUCUCGCGCAUGCUUUGUUUAUCUCGCGCCCAGUAUUUCUUAUGCGCCUGUCACACAGGACACACAGGCUACCCACCAGGCCGAAGCCUAUCUCGGUUUCCAUAGACCUCAGCGAAGGCUCGAACCAUUAGGUCACCGCUCCUCCCACCCUGUUUUUAUUAUUAUUAUUAUUAUUAUUAUUAUUAUUAUUAUUAUUAUUAUUAUUAUUAUUAUUAUUAUUUUAUUUUUUUAAUAGUACUCAUAAUAUCUUCCUUUUUUUUCUCUCUGUUAAAGCACCACUGUCGCAACUGUGGAGGUAUUUUCUGUAACUCCUGUUCGGAUUACACAAUGCCUUUACCUUCCUCAGCCAAGCCUGUUCGAGUUUGUGACGCAUGUUACACUGCUCUACUGCAGAGGUACCAGAGGUAACAGCCCGCGAUACGUGUAACCAGCUGAUAUUCGAGUGAGCUCAGCUCACUCGAAGUAUGAGAGCUCGAACGGCAUGUAAGACGCGUAAUUAUCAGGGCGUGGAGUCAGUAACUGAAACAACCCUGGGAAAUGAUUCUUAAACCUUUGUCCUGCAGGGAUCAAAGGAAAGUGGAAUAAUUUUAACGGUAUCAAAUGUAACAUUCAAAUGCAGACGUACAUUGUUUUGAAUUUGGCAUUAAAUUUAGUCUUUAAAUUUCGAGAGUAAUUUGUCAAUGCUCAUGGCUACAAUCCCAUUUAGAAGUAACUUUUUGGAAUUCGUUCACGUAGUUUGUGUAAGUAGUCAAACAAUUUUAAAUUUAUUAGCUCGCAUAAAGCAUUUUAGUACUCAGGUAUUCAAAUAAAUUUACCAACAACGCAC